Cylicostephanus goldi is the source of this 867-nucleotide messenger RNA. The record is from the annotation of a GenBank genome assembly. Lineage: Eukaryota; Metazoa; Nematoda; Chromadorea; Rhabditida; Strongylidae.
AUGCGCCGACAUGGUAUGGAGUACAAGGUUCGAUGGCGUGGAUGGUCGGAGCAAUUCGAUGAAUGGCUUCCCGAUAGCAAAAUGGAUUGUCCAGAUGCCAUACAGGCAUACUGGGAUAGUCAGAAACAUCAGAAACAGGACGAGAAAACGCCUGAUGGAAAGAAACGAGAGCAUCGCUCAACAAGUAGCAAUAGAUCAGUCACAAAAAAGAGUCCUCCCCCAAAGAAAACGCGUACAAGCGAAUCUGAGACUGGUACUAGUGCUGAUACCGCAACAUCUAGUAAGAAGGGCUCAAGUGUGAAGAAAACUCGUACAAGCGAAUCUGAGACAAGCUCUAAUGCUGAUGCUGAUCGAGUAGUUCCAAAUGCUGAAACCACUGCUGAUACUACUCCUAGGACACGAGCAAGCAGAAGAAGUGUUGAAAAAGAGAAGCCGAUUCCUAAACCACCAGCUCUACCCAAACGCAAGUCUUUUGCGAGCACUGCUUCUCUAGCGAGUCCUGCCGGCUCGACACCAGCAAGUCCAAAGUUUCCCGUGAUCAAAACAGCUGCAGGCACGGAUGAAAAUCGUGUAUCUCAUGUGGAGAUCAGCCAACCGAAAUCCACAACUGCUCCUGAGAUAACUGAGGGUCAAGUAAUGCAAAAAGAAGAAAAUUCUCGCAAAAGCAGCGUUUCAAGCAUCGCCCCCGGACCCGAUACGGAACAGAAAGCAAACGUGGAAAGGAUUCACAUGUUCCUCAAAAGAGCAGAUCGCAUAUUUGCUGUAGUGCAGUUCAAAAAUUGUGAUACUCUUGAGGUUCUUGCUACUCAGAUAGUUCAACACUAUGAACCUUUAGUAAGUUUUUCUUCUUUAAAGCCUCGCUUUUAA